CUUCAUCUUCUUCUGCAUUCAUCUUUGGUGAUCAACUGAUCAUCAAACUCAAUGUCGUUUGCUUCUCCAGAAAAUCAUAUCCCCCUAUGGAGAGAGAUCAUAAAUUCGACCUUGCUAGUAAUCAGAUCUCACUCUCUCCAUUUAUAUACCCUUUCAACCAUCUUCCUCUUCCCAAUCUUUUUCAUUCUCGUCGUAUAUCCUUCUUUCCACCUAGACUUCUUUCAUCCCGAUUACAAUUUCACCAUUUUCACUCAAUUUUCUCUUUCCAAGUUCGAAAUUAUCGCACUAUUAGUGUGUAUUCUGUUUUUGGUCCUGUUUUUCAUAUGUGCCGUAGCCACAAUUACAUACAGCACCGUUCAAGCGUACCAUGAUAGACCGAUCAAUAUCGUUUCGUCCAUUAAAUCUAUCAGAAAUUCAUUCUUCCCUCUUCUCUUCACCUUCAUCGUUUCUCAUACCAUUUUCAUUUCGAUUUCUAUCAUUUUCUCCCUUGUCUUAGUUGUUUUAUUCCAAAUUCUUAAAAAUCUCGGUUUAAUAUACGAUUCGAAUCACUUUUGGAUUUCUCUCAUUCUUGUGAUCGUACCGGUACUGCUAUGGCUACAGGUAAACUGGUCAUUAGCUUAUGCGAUAGCAGUGGUCGAAUCCAAAUGUGGAUUCGAAACGCUGAGGAGAAGUGCGUAUUUGGUGAAGGGGAUGAGAUGGGUGGCUUUCUGGACACAUUUGUUUUACGGGCUUGCGAUGGGAGCAAUGGUGAUUGGGACUAACGUCCUUUUUGUACUUUUGGGUGCGGGAAAGGCUGAUCAUUAUCGGAGUUUUUCUGGCACAUCUCAAAUUGUGCAGUGUACAGUGCUGGGAAGUUUGGGAAUGAAUCAACUUCUUGUAUUGAAUGUGGUGUUGUAUAUGUAUUGCAACGACUUGAAAGGCGAAAAAUUGCCCUUUGAAUACCUAUCACUGCCAUUGGACGGUGAGAAGAAGAAUCACAAUGUUGUGUAGUACUUGUCGGGACUGAAAGUUGGUGAACUAUGUCUGAGUGAGUGGGUGAAUCUAGAGGAAACUCUGGUGCCUGAGGUCCUUCAAUGAUACUGAACGUACAAAUCGUUCGUGUUUGACUUGGAUACAUGGACAAAAGACUAAUCAAACCAUCUAGUAGCUGGUUCAUCCCAGCAUGUUUAAGAUUUGGUUUGUCUUCAUAAAAUGUGGUAUAUAUACUAAUAGAAGAGAUCAUUUGAGACAAAUGAUUUUGCUCUUUUUUCCUGCUAUUGAAUAAAAAUGUACGGUAGUUGUAUUGCUAUGUAAGAAACAUGGAACUAGAUCAUGUUAUAUUACAGAAAUAAGAUGUUUGUUAUUGUC
Solanum dulcamara is the source of this 1347-nucleotide messenger RNA. RefSeq lists its product as uncharacterized. The transcript has a single exon. The record is from RefSeq and is a predicted model, not a curated record. Lineage: Eukaryota; Viridiplantae; Streptophyta; Magnoliopsida; Solanales; Solanaceae. The coding region runs from base 52 to 990 and encodes 312 amino acids.